UACAGAUUUAACCAUAUGGGUCAUAUUAUAACUAUUUUUCACCAUGGAGGUCGCUUUUAUAAAGGUCAAUAUGUGUCGAAAUUGGGAAACAUCGUUUUCAGCAUACAUAAGGACCACUUCUCUUUGACCGAACUGAAAUCGUAUGCAAAAGAUAUUGGGUAUGAUGAAGUUGAUGCUUUUUUUACUGAAGACCCUAUAACCCAUAAUUUUGUUAAGUUAGAAAGUGAUAGCCAACUAUAUAACUUUGUUAAAGAUUUGUGGAGUGGGUCAUCUAUUAAGUUGUUUUUGAAGCAUGUGACUGAUAAAGAAGGGGGGUCCACUACUUUGGGACAAUUUUCUAUUGAAAAAAAUAAUCAAGAAUUGGGAAAUUGCUCUAGGGUUUCACACAGGGUAGGUGAAGUUGAACAACCAUUAGAAGAAGGUGAUUCUCUUGACUUUGAAGAGGAUGACUUAGAUGAUGUUCCAGAUCAGGAUGAUAGUGAAAUUGAUGAAGAACUGAUAGCUUUUAGAGAAAAACUUAGCGAAGACAAAAAGAAUGAAUCUGUAAAGAAAAAAAAGAGAACUAAAAAACCCUUAAAGGAUCAAAGUGUUGAGCUUGGAGAAGUUGGCAUAGAUAAGGGAUUUGAAAAUAUCUUCAACAAUAAGGCAGCCAAAUAUAAUGGAAAAUUGGGAGGUGAUGAAGUGUUUAUUGAUUCAUCAGAUGAACCAAGUGAAGAUAGUGAUGAGGAGCUAGAUGUUUUAGCACAACCAGGUGUUGAUUUACCUUCAAGAAGAAAAAGCAACAAACUGAGGUAUGAUUCUUCUUCUUCCAUUUCUUUCUUUGAGUUGGGUAUGAUAUUUGAGAGUGCAACUCAAUUUAGAAAGGCUGUUGCUGAUUAUGCUGUUCAACAUAAGGUUCAGUUAAGGCUUAAACCCAAUGAACCUCAUAGAGUUAGGGUAAAAUGUGAAGGGAAGUGUAAAUGGGAAAUCUUUGCAAGCUUGGAUAAAGAUUCUGGAAAUUUUUUUGUAAAGAAAUACUAUCCUGCUCAUAGAUGUAUUUCAAAGAAUAAGAACAGGUUGUGCACAGCCAAAUAUGUGGAAAUGAAGAUGAGGGAUAGAAUAAUAUCUCAGCCUGACAUGAGAGUUCAUAAGCUUCAAGAGACACAAAGAAAAGAAUGGGGAUUAAAAGUAGGAAGAUCAAUAUGUUACAGGGCAAAAAUGAAUGUCAUUGCCAAGUUCUUGGGUGAUUGGAAACUUGAGUUUUCAAGGUUGUUAGACUAUGCUGAUAUAAUUAAGAGUACAAAUCCUGGGAGUUCUUGUUGGGUAAGAACUGAUAAUGAAACAGUCCCUGGCUUACACUUGUUCAAAUAUUUUUAUGUCUGUUUUGCUGCAUUGAAAAAUGGAUGGCUAGAAGGUUGCAGGAAGAUUAUAGGAUUGGAUGGAUGCUUUUUGAAGGGUGCUUGUAGAGGAGAAUUAUUAGUGGCUGUUGGAAAAAAUGGAAACAAUCAAAUGUAUCCAAUAGCUUGGGCUGUGGUUGAUCAAGAAACUAAACACUCUUGGAGUUGGUUCUUAAGCUAUCUCAUUGAAGACUUGCAACUUGGUGAUGGAAAUGGCAUAACAAUCAUGUCUGACAUGCAAAAGGGUCUUGAGGUGGCAGUGGAAGUCUUACUUCCUAAUGCUGAAAGAAGAAUGUGUGCAAGACAUAUUUGGGCAAACUGGCAAAAAAGAUGGAGAGGUGAGGAAAGGAGAAAAGCAUUUUGGAGAUGCUCCAAAGCUAGUUUUGAGGUUAAAUUAAGAGAUGAAUUUGAAUAUAUGGGGAAAUUGGGUCAUAAAAUAUGUGAGGCAUUGCUUGGAUAUAACAAAGAAUAUUGGUGUAGAGCUUUAUUUAGUGAAAGAUCAAAGUGUGAUGUGGUGGAAAAUAAUAUGUGUGAAACAUUUAACUCAUGGAUUGUUGGUCCUAGACACAAAUCUGUGAUUAGUAUGCUUGAAGAUAUUAGGCAUAAAAUGAUGGAUAGGCAUGGAGAUAUGAUUAAGUUUGCAGAUACUUGGAUCAGUGACAUUUCACCUAUGGCAAGACUGAUUUUAGAAGAAAAUAAAGAGAUUGGCAGGGCACUAAAGGUGAAUUGGAAUCAUGACAUUGGAUUUGAAAUCCAAGAAGGAGAGUAUAGACACAUACUUGACAUGACUAAAAAGACAUGUAGCUGUAGGUUGUGGCAGUUGAGGGGCAUACCUUGCCAACAUGCAGUUUGUGCCUUAUAUCAUAUUGGGCAAGAACCAGAAGAUUAUGUGGAACAUUGGUACAAAAAAGAUACAUUUCUAAGUGCAUAUUAGUACUUUUUACAACCCAUUUCCA
Molecule: messenger RNA, 2332 nt
Organism: Solanum pennellii
Lineage: Eukaryota; Viridiplantae; Streptophyta; Magnoliopsida; Solanales; Solanaceae
Exons: 2
Coding region: 16-2310 (764 amino acids)
Molecular function (GO): zinc ion binding
Source: RefSeq, a predicted model, not a curated record